Adineta steineri is the source of this 681-nucleotide messenger RNA. NCBI's taxonomy places the organism in Eukaryota, Metazoa, Rotifera, Eurotatoria, Adinetida, Adinetidae. The record is from the annotation of a GenBank genome assembly.
AUGGAUUCUUUAGAAUAUAGUGAUUCAUCAUCUGUUAGUUAUCUUAAUUCAAAUCACGGUAUUGAAUUUGAUGGACGAUCAUAUGCAUUAUAUGAUCCUAAUUUUAAAAUUUAUGAUUCAUUUACUAUCAAUUUUCAACUACAAACAUUUGGUGCUGAUGGUCUUCUUUUAUGGAUUCAUGAUCCUUUACCAGAUUCAAGUUUUACAAUUGAAAUUCAAAAUCGACAGCUCAUAGCUCGAGCUGUUGCACGUGGUCAACCAUAUAGUGUUCGUACAAAUUUUUCAAAAAAUCGUCUAUGUGAUGGUAUAUGGCAUUUUGUUCAAAUACGUCUUGAUGGUAGUUCACUUUCAAUGAAAGUUGAUAAACGACAAUAUACUAAAACUGAAGCACGUGUUCGUUCACUUGAUUUACAUGGUCCACUUUUUAUUGCUGGUCAUUCGGAAAAAUAUACUCCAACAUAUUUAUCAGUUCGUACAAAACAAUUUUUUCAUGGAAAUGUACGAAAUUUAAAAAUCAAUGAGAAACAAAUUGAUUGGCUUGCACCACGUCGUACUGUAGCAACACCUGAUUAUUAUCAUCUUACUUCAGCAAUAUUAUCAACCGUUAAUGAUCAAUUAGAUUUCGAUCCAACAACAAUAGUCAAACGUACACCAAAAACGAUAUCAUCAUCUUUAAAAUGA